CAAGACAGAGCUAUACGAUGGCAAAGAGAACUGCCGAAGAGCCCCAGCGGCCAACCAAAAAGCCUACAAAGACCCCUUCUAAAGUUCUGGUGUCUAUCUGCAUUCCUUCGACCGUGAUAUCCUCCAAAAAUGCCUACAAUUUGGAGCAAAUCACCAAUAUAGCCUACCAGAUCGCUAAGGCAGCCACCAUAUACAACGUAACAGAAAUUGUGAUAUUGGAUGUACCUGAUCAGCAGGAAAUUGACGAGAAAGUAGUUCAAAUGGCCGGCUCUAAGGGAGGUAAGAAAAUGAAGUUCAACUUUAGCGAUGAGGACAUUGUCAACGAAGAAACCCCGGAUAUAGAGACCAAGGAGAAGAAGGAGUCGGACGAUGCCUAUUUGUUGGCCAGUUUAUUGCAAUUCUUCGUCACCCCUCCUUACCUUGUCAAGAGCAUAUUUCCUCCCGAACUCAAGAUCAAUAAGAACAUAUUGAAAAAGCUCCAUUACGCCUAUAAGUUGCCUAAGAUGACCACAUUACCAUUCAUGGGUAACAACGACGUUUUCAAACACUUCAAGGAGGGCAUGACAAUUGCCCGUGAGACCCCCAAGGUCAUGAACAAAAAGACCAAAGUCAAGGCUGCCAAGAAGAUCUCAGUGACCAAGUUCGUCAACAUCGGAGAGGCCGAGCCAUUGGAAUUGAACAUCAAAAGAGAAGUACCUGUCAACUCUAGAGUCACCGUCGACAUCAAGAACAAGACGAUUGUUUCACCAGCAGAAGCAUAUGGAGUGGUGGGUAACAAGUCCUCGUUCGGUUACUAUAUACGUAUGUGCAAGCGUUUCAGCCAGAUUUUUACCGAGAGUUCAGUGCCUGAAGGGUACAGCUCCAGUGUGUACGUCAACUGUGAUGACUACCACUUGUCCAACAAGAAGAUCGGCGAUUUCUCCGAAAUCAGGCCAAUUUCAAAGGUCGAAGGAAACGUAUUGUUGGUACUUGGAAAUUUCAAGGAUUUGCAAAACAGUUUCGAACAGGACAAGAGCAACUUGGAGGGUGUAGACAGCGUGGGGCAGAUGUUCGACGGAAGCAUGGAAGUACCCAAGGGGGUAAGAGCUGAGGACGGAUUAUUGGUGGCCUUGACCAAGGUGGAUAGCCUUGCUAGUUAGAUGGCAUUUAGUGCAUGUACAAUAGUCUCACAAACUGUAGGCGCUGUUUUUGGUGUUCUCGUACCGAAGUAGAAACACCUAGGAGUUCUCUCCUGGCAAUUGACGGAAUCACUGAAUACACACCUUCCUCUACUCUACAUUUUUCAAGGACUUUAAAAAUAUCCGGGAGGUGGCCGCAAUGACUGACCUCAAAGUCAGUCUUAUUGAUUUGGUACUUGUAAGGGGGUACUC
Molecule: messenger RNA, 1370 nt
Organism: Suhomyces tanzawaensis NRRL Y-17324
Lineage: Eukaryota; Fungi; Ascomycota; Pichiomycetes; Serinales; Debaryomycetaceae
Product: putative methyltransferase
Exons: 1
Coding region: 18-1139 (373 amino acids)
Source: RefSeq, a predicted model, not a curated record